Messenger RNA from Hermetia illucens (black soldier fly), 1031 nucleotides. Its product is annotated as farnesol dehydrogenase-like. NCBI's taxonomy places the organism in Eukaryota, Metazoa, Arthropoda, Insecta, Diptera, Stratiomyidae. Bases 170 to 922 code for a protein of 250 amino acids. The record is from RefSeq and is a predicted model, not a curated record. The transcript is spliced from 3 exons.
UAUUGUGACUUAGUAAGUAGUAAAGCACUUCAUGAGGUGGUAUUAUGCAUAUUAGUCGCAUCGGCUGAUAUCAUUGAAUAACACUGGAGUUUACCUAGUCUUUGCAGCAAAAUUUGAUCCAACAACAAAUUUGAAUUUGGCGAGGAUUGUGUCACUUGAAAAAGAUUCAAUGGAACGUUGGCUAAAUAAAGUGGCUGUAGUCAGUGGAGCCAGCUCAGGGAUAGGAGCGGUGAUAGCAGCAGAUUUAGUUAAAAAUGGAUUUAUUGUGGUAGCCCUGGCCCGACGAAUGGAUCGUCUCCAUGAGAAACAGCUUGCUCUCUCUGAAGACCUUCGACUUCGCUACCAUCCAAGGAAGUGUGAUGUUACUGACGAGGCGGAGGUGAAAAAUACCUUUGCUUGGAUAGAAGCUAACUUGGGAGGCACUGACGUUUUAGUCAACAAUGCCGGGAUUGCAACCAAAGGUCCACUUCUAACGAGCGAACAUGAUACGGAAUCGUUUCGAAAUGUGGUAGAUACAAACAUCAUGAGUGUAGUGUAUUGUGUACGGGAAGCAUUUCAUUCGAUGAAGAAACGUAAAUUUGAUGGCCACGUUGUGAUUAUUAACAGCGUCCUGGGACACAGUGUUCCAAUGCGUCUAGCUGAAGAUAUGAAUAUUUAUCCUGCAACGAAACAUGCAGUUACUGCCAUGGUUGAAAUAUAUCGCCAGGCAUUCUCGAGAACUGGGACGAAAGUUAAAGUUACGAGCAUUAGCCCAGGCAUUGUCGAAACGGAACUGCUUCCCCAUAUGGGGGCUUACAGAAAAGCGGGUAAACCACUUUUGUAUCCAGAAGAUGUGUCCAAUGCUAUAUUAUACGCUUUAAGUACGCCUCCACAUGUUCAGAUUCAUGAAUUAAUUCUUAAAUCUAUUGGUGAGGAAUUCUAAGAAAGAAACUGUACAUUUGCUUACUGGUUAGGCAAUAAUUUUUUUCGUUAAAAGAAUACAUUUUAAAUUAACUUUGGGUAUGAAGUAAGCAGUUAAAUAAAAGACGUUU